Messenger RNA from Mugil cephalus (flathead mullet), 1575 nucleotides. RefSeq names its product claudin-15-like. The transcript has 5 exons. Gene Ontology annotation, cellular component: bicellular tight junction; plasma membrane. NCBI's taxonomy places the organism in Eukaryota, Metazoa, Chordata, Actinopteri, Mugiliformes, Mugilidae. Gene Ontology annotation, molecular function: structural molecule activity. Gene Ontology annotation, biological process: cell adhesion; bicellular tight junction assembly. Bases 185 to 859 code for a protein of 224 amino acids. The record is from RefSeq and is a predicted model, not a curated record.
AAUCAUUAAUUUGUUGCUUUCUGAAGCAUCUCUGCUUACGGGUUGCUGGGAAUUGGUGUGGCACACCAAAACUGUGAAGCCAACAAAUACACACAUUUGUGAAGGAAGAUAGCUUAGAGUUACUGUUUGUAAGUGUUCCCCUCUGGAUAACUUUAUACGGGUUGGAAAGAAGAAACAAGGAAAUAUGAAUGCAGUAGUGGAGGCUGUUGCUUUCCUUCUGGGCUUUCUGGGCUGGCUGAUGGUUGGAAUUGCCCUUUUCAAUCCAUACUGGAGGGUCUCAACAGUGGAUGGUAAUGUUAUCACCACAUCCACGAUCUAUGAAAACCUCUGGAUGUCCUGUGCAACUGAUUCUACAGGGGUUUACAACUGCCGAGACUUUCCAUCUUUGCUCGCACUUAAUGGGUACAUUCAGGCCUCCCGAGCGCUGAUGAUUGCUUCCAUUGUGUUUGGGACAUUCGGGCUGGUGGCCACUCUCGCAGGAAUGCAGUGCUCUAAAAUAGGUGGAGAAAACUAUGUUUUGAAGGGGAGAGUUGCUGCCAUUGGAGGAGUGUUCUUUUUGCUACAAGGGAUUUGCACCAUGAUCGCUGUGUCUUGGUACGCAGCCAACAUCACACAAGAGUUCUUCGACCAGUUUUUUCCAGGGACAAAGUAUGAGAUUGGAGAGGGCCUGUAUAUUGGAUGGUCUUCAGCCGUGCUUGCCCUCUGCGGAGGUUCAUGCCUGACGUGUGCCUGCAGAAUCAAGGAAGAUGGUGAAAAAAUUCCCUAUCCAUACCAACCACCCUCCAGAGGACGUAUCCUGUCAACUGUGGCACCGUCUCAGACUGCGCCAAGCAACUACGGAAGAAACGCAUACGUCUGAGAGGCUACUGUGUGGGAGGGAAAACCGGCUGGGUCUAUUCACUGGAUUCUUUCUGCAUUACAAGAAAAAAAAAAAACAAAUACUUAAAUAUCCUAUGUUAACCAUUACAAUAGUUUGAUUUGGGCAAUUUAAUGACUUUACACAGUGUAACUUUUCCAUGACAUAUUCUCUGUAUGUUUACGUUCUAUAGAAACUGCUUGACUAUUGUAGCAUGUAUUUACCGUACUUGUGGUCUGUUGUCUGUUGUGGGUUUACCGAUAGAAAUGAUAUCAUGAAUUUAUCUCCACUGUGACAGUAUCGCUCACUGUUUACAAAAGAUUACAAAAACUUUACAGCAAGAUAUAGCGGGACCAUAUCUUUUCCCAAAUAUUAGUGGAGGAAGCAAUCAAAACAAAACAUUGGCACCUAAUCAUGCUACACCUUCAUAUUUUUAUGAGCGAUAGAUAGAGAGAAAGGAGUUGCAAUGAGGUUGCCUUGCCAAAAUUCUGAGCCUCCAACCUUAGGGGAGACACUAUGGUUAUAACUUAUGGUUAUAAGUUUUUAUUUUGUAGUCUACAUAUAAAAUGAUCAGACAACUGUGCACAUUGAAGUUUGCAUUGUAUUGGUAUGUAAAGGGUUGCAAUCCUUUACCUUUCUCAGGCAGGAGUUGCACCCCAUCUGUAGCAGAUAUCUUUAAUUGUGCAAAAAAAAAAAAAAAAAGACAGUCAUUUCAGAAU